Molecule: messenger RNA, 498 nt
Organism: Lactuca virosa
Lineage: Eukaryota; Viridiplantae; Streptophyta; Magnoliopsida; Asterales; Asteraceae
Source: the annotation of a GenBank genome assembly
AUGUUUGAGUUAGGUUUUGAGGUAAUGAGGUCGGAUGCAGGGAAGUGGGUUCCACUAUUGGUCCAGUGGGCUGUGGCGAGGAAGCAGAUGGGGCAGAUUGGGAAACAGGCUGUUGGUAGGAAGGCACCCGAUGGUAAAGAAAAAUGGAAUGCAACUCGAUCAGGAUCUAUAUGUUCUAACAGGUACAUAGAGAAUUCCGAAGGAGUUUUAGUAUGCGAGGAGGAUAUUGAUGAGAAUGAGAGAUUGUUGGUGGAGCAACCAGUAGGGGGAUGGUUAAAGAAGGCAGGCAAAGGAUCCACGAAGGCACCCAAUGGUAAAGACAAAGGGAAUCCAACUCGAUCGGGAUGUACAUGUUGUGACAAGUUGAACGAGGAGGAUAUCGAUAUUGAUAAUGAGAGAUUGUUGGUGGAUCAGCAAAUAGCAUGGGAUUUGUGGAAGAAUACGCACGAAGUAUCAAAGAAUAAAGAAAAAACCAAAAUUGUUAAUUCUGAUAAGUAG